UCUAUUACCUCUUUUUGUAACCAAAGUAAACAUUAUACGCUAGUAAACAUUAUACGCUAUUAGUAUACUCAAAAUAUGAAACAAAUGUAUAUUUGAAGUUUAGCGAAUGCGAGAAAGAAAAUUUUAAUAUAAGUCCAGUGGAAUCAGUGCACAACAAAAAAGCACUUUUUUGCGACUGACUGUCGGCAUACGACGUCACCCGGCAUAUUGCCCUAAAAUUCUGCAGCUUUUCAGAGUUUUGUGAUAUUGAGAUCUGAGGGAAAAAAAAAGAGAAAAUAUAUUGAUCAUUCUCUCAAAAUACGCUUGACAUAAGGGUAUAAAGGUUUGCAAUCAUGGUGAUAUCCAAGUUUACAAAUCAAAGCAAGGAAGAACGUAUGGUAAUAACAAUCGGAGAGAUAAUACAGGAGUUAUUAAAGGCACACAAUGAAAAUCGAAACAUUGAUCUAAAUAAGUUAAAGACGCGAAUUUCUUCAAAAUAUGGCUUGGAUUCUUCCCCAAGAUUGGUUGAUAUUAUUGCAGCAGUGCCUAGUUAUGCUAGAAAUAUACUUGUACCGAAAUUGAAGGCUAAACCUAUCAGGACUGCUAGUGGGAUUGCUGUUGUAGCAGUAAUGUGUAAACCACACAGAUGUCCACAUAUUAAUAUGACAGGAAAUAUUUGUGUUUAUUGUCCUGGUGGUCCAGAUUCUGAUUUCGAAUAUUCAACACAAUCGUAUACAGGAUAUGAACCUACAUCGAUGAGAGCUAUACGUGCAAGAUAUAAUCCUUUUUUACAAACUAGACAUCGUGUUGAACAGUUAAAACAAUUGGGUCAUAAUGUUGACAAGAUUGAAUUUAUUGUUAUGGGUGGUACUUUCAUGUCUUUGCCAGAUGACUAUAGAGAUUAUUUUAUACGAAGUUUACACGAUGCGCUGUCAGGUCAUGUAAGCAAUAAUGUUGACGAAGCAGUGAGCUAUUCGGAACGUAGUACUACAAAAUGUAUCGGCAUUACUAUUGAGACUCGACCUGAUUAUUGUCUCAAGAAGCAUCUUUCAGAUAUGUUACGUUAUGGGUGCACACGUUUAGAAAUUGGUGUACAAUCAAUAUAUGAAGAUGUAGCGCGUGAUACUAAUAGAGGACAUACAGUACAUGCCGUAUGUGAGAGUUUUCAUCUAGCAAAAGAUGCUGGAUUCAAAGUGAUAGCUCACAUGAUGCCAGAUUUACCAAAUGUCGAUUUGGAACGAGAUGUCGCCCAGUUUAAAGAAUUCUUCAAAGAUCCUGCGUUUCGAGCAGAUGGAUUAAAAAUUUAUCCAACAUUGGUUAUACGUGGCACCGGCUUGUAUGAAUUAUGGAAAACUGGCAGAUAUAAAAGUUAUGCUCCCAGUAUAUUAGUCGAUCUUAUAGCUCGUAUUCUAGCUUUGAUACCACCAUGGACUCGCGUUUAUCGCGUACAACGUGACAUACCUAUGCCAUUAGUAACUUCUGGUGUAGAACAUGGGAAUCUACGUGAGUUAGCUCUAGAAAGAAUGAAGGAUAUGGGCACGGACUGCCGUGAUGUUAGAACGCGUGAAGUAGGGAUUCAAGAAAUACAUCACAAAGUGCAACCCUAUGAAGUAGAGCUUAUCCGACGUGAUUACGUAGCGAAUGGCGGAUGGGAAACAUUUCUGUCAUACGAAGAUCCCUUACAAGAUAUUCUAAUUGGCCUACUCAGAUUAAGGAAAUGUUCUACCAACACAUUCAGGCCGGAAUUAAAAGAAAAAACUUCUAUAGUAAGAGAGCUUCAUGUUUAUGGCAGUGUAGUACCUGUUAAUGCUCGCGAUCCCACAAAGUUUCAACACCAAGGCUUUGGUAUUCUAUUAAUGGAGGAAGCUGAACGAAUCGCAAAAGAGGAACAUCAAUCACAUAAAAUUUCCGUAAUUUCAGGCGUUGGUACACGUAAUUAUUAUAGAAAAUUGGGUUACGAACUUGACGGUCCAUACAUGUCUAAAAUGCUUAUAUAA
This is a messenger RNA of Atta colombica, 1976 nucleotides long. It is a transcript of the gene Elp3, whose product is annotated as probable elongator complex protein 3. Gene Ontology annotation, biological process: tRNA wobble base 5-methoxycarbonylmethyl-2-thiouridinylation. Gene Ontology annotation, cellular component: cytoplasm; nucleus; elongator holoenzyme complex. The transcript is spliced from 9 exons. Gene Ontology annotation, molecular function: acyltransferase activity, transferring groups other than amino-acyl groups; iron-sulfur cluster binding. Bases 333 to 1976 code for a protein of 547 amino acids. Lineage: Eukaryota; Metazoa; Arthropoda; Insecta; Hymenoptera; Formicidae. The record is from RefSeq and is a predicted model, not a curated record.